CUAUCCGUACUCGCGGGCCGCGGCUGAUAUUCUCCCGUCGUAGUAUCGCAGUCUUCGCGUUGUGUACGGUGUUCAGUGUCUUAUCAGUUGUCGUUCGCGUGCGGUCUGUCGUUCACAAAAUCGACUCUUCCUCUGACGACGACGUGCUAUUAACGAAAAUAUUAUAAAUCUGUUUGACGACGACGUUAAUCGUACUUGUCAAAUGUUCUCUACGAGUGCUGUUUAGGUUUUUAUUUUUCAUACCAGUGGCUGAUAUGCCAGUCAAAGUAAAAUGGAAAACCGUUUACGCGGCGGUGCUGGUGUUGACUGUCCAACUGGUCACCGGUAUGUUCGAACAGAGACACUGCAAUCAUUUGUACCCCAAACCAGACGAGGUAAUACAUGGAGUGCACAUUGAAUCGCCUCACAUAAUGAGAAAAAGAAGUGUGAAUCAGCCGCUGCGAAUUCUUCUCUAUUACGACGAGAGCGUGUACAGGCUUACUGAAGAGAAAUUUCAGCUAAUAAACAAUACCAUACUACCGGAAGCUGUACGAUUUUGGGAACAAGCUCUCAUGGUUCGCAAAACUGAAAACGUUAUUCGACUCAACCGAAAAUGUGUAAACAAUCAAGUUUUUUAUCGAAAAGGGGAUCCUCAUCCAUACUGCAAGAACGCGUGUGAAGACCGAACAAUGUGCGGUGAAGUACAAGUCCCCGAAGAGCAUUUGGAGGCGUGCAAAACGUGUAACGCAUCGGGCAUGGAUUGCGGCACGGGGACGUCAAAAUCAGGCGUAGGCAUCGAAGGAGCUGACUUCGUGUUCUACGUAAGCGCGAUGGAGACGGAACGGUGUCACAAAGGAUUGACGGUAGCGUACGCGGCCCACUGCCAGCAGGAAUCGUCGCUGGACCGGCCGAUUGCCGGACAUGCCAACCUGUGCCCGGAGAGUAUCAGCACUAAGCCGCAGGAGCUCGAAGUGCUCCUGUCCACUGUCAAACACGAAAUACUGCACGCGCUCGGGUUUUCCGUUAGUCUGUUCGCAUUUUACCGGGACGCUAAUGGAUAUCCACUGACUGCCAGAGAAGACAAUGGCAAACCCAGGCUCAACGAAAAACUUCAGGCAAGGCAGUGGAGUGACAAAGUAAUCAAGACAGUGAUAAGACGCAAUUGGACAGUACAUGGUGGCGUGGUCGACAAAGAAGUUCAAAUGAUGGUAACACCUAGAGUCGUAGAAGAAGUUCGAAAACAUUUCAACUGCUCAUAUUUAGAAGGAGCUGAACUGGAAGACCAAGGGGAAGAUGGUACGGCUCUCACUCAUUGGGAAAAAAGAAUUUUUGAGAAUGAAGCAAUGACGGGUACUCAUACACAGAAUCCAGUAUAUUCAAGGUUAACACUAGCACUGAUGGAAGAUACUGGAUGGUAUAAAGCUAAUUAUUCAUUAGCCCAGGAUCUCAGCUGGGGCAAAAACUUGGGCUGUGAUUUUGUAACAAAAAGCUGUAAGCAAUGGAUGGACUUGAAACGUGCCAAAGGCCAAUCCAUCCAUCCAUUUUGUAAUAAAGUGAAAAGAGAUCCUCUGGAAACCGAGUGUACGGAUGAUCGUAGCUCAGUAGCACUAUGCAACUUAGUCGAACACGUACAGCCCUUACCCAACUUCUAUCAGAACUUUGAUAACAUCCCACACGUUACACCCGGUCGCGAAGCAUAUUACGGAGGAUCCGUAAGUCUUGCGGAUUAUUGUCCAUAUAUACAAGAGUUUAUAUGGAGGUCAAAAAGUGUGGUGAUAAGAGGAUCACAUUGUCAGUAUCCAGAAAAUAAUCCACAUCCAGAUAAGAACUUUGCGUUAGAAGUAUAUGGAGACAAUUCUAAAUGUUUCGACCAUACUAAUCAGAUGUGGGAAGAACAAACGUGCAAACAAGUUAGACAAUGGCAACAUUGGGGCUCUGGAUGUUACGAAUACAGCUGUCAAAAUGGAAGACUUCAUAUUGUUGUGUCCAACCACACGUACACGUGCUACUUCCCGGGCCAGGAAUUGGUCAUCCGGCUAGUAGCCAACGGUUGGCUACACAAGGGCGUCAUUGUGUGUCCGGCGUGCGAGGAGUUGUGCGGCGGCGAGUCGGACAAGUGCAAACCGCCGCAGGACGUGCCGCUCACCACACCGUACCAUCGCGAACAACUAGCAUGCGGCGGCACGGCUACGGUCGCCGUCACGGUCGCGACCGCUGUCACCACGGUAACCGUCGCCACGCUGUUACUCAUGAUCUCGACGUGAACAAACAACGAUGUGAUAAUUUCAUAACAUAUUAUUAUAUUAUCGUAUUUCGUUUCUCUUCCCAUCUCUCUCUCUCUCUCUCUAUCUAUCUCAUUAUCUCGUUAUAUCUAUAAAUCUAUCUCUUACUAUUUUUUUGUUCGUCCCUCUGCGUGUUGUGUGACGUGUGUAUAUAUUAAAAUAUUCCGUGUCUGUAUGUGUAUUAUAUAGGUAUAAAAAAUAGAUAGUGAUUUAUGAUCGUCAUCUCGUAGUCAUCGCAGCAUUCCUAAAUCGUUGCGCUAGUCCGGAGCGCGAAUUUCAUCGCACUCCGUUAAGGUGAAUAGAUCGAAGCUGCAUUAUAUAGUCUGCCGAAAAUCAAUAUUUUUCCAACCAAAAACAUAUAAUAUAUAUAUAAAUAUUAAUGUAUUCCGUCAACGCAAGUAUAACUAGAAAAACAUUAUACCACAGUUGUAGCGGGGCAUAUUUUACGAACAAAAGUGGUUGUAUUCUCCAGGCCCCAAAUUUACGCAUUUGCGUAUUAAUUAUAGAUUUGUGAUCGCAAGAUCCGUAGUUUUACGUACACGUAUGCGUUAUCAAACUAUAUAAAUGUUAAUGUGGAAAUAUUGACAAUCAAAUUAACAUUUUUCAAUUACCUACUUAUACAGGCGUAUUUGGUACAUUCGCUUUUCUAAGUUUUUAGACUUGUAACUUGAUAAUUUUUAAUUUUGGUGAUAUGAUUUAUUUAUUAUGAAGUUACGAUUUUUCAUUAUUACUUUCCCGCUAUUAUUAUUUCUGUGAUAAAUUUCAUUCCAUUUUGUCAUUUUUAAAGCAUACAAUUUUCCAUUGUAUAGUUAUCGAUCGUCCUCGGAUAGAGGUAUAAAACGUUUUCGUAAUAUCUCUAUAUAAGGGUCAUGGUCCGGGGAACACAAAUGUAAGUUUUCUUCUAUAAGAGACAUUAAGAAUGUUAACAAUUAAUAGGUUUUAGAACCAAUCCCAGUGAUGAAAAUGCUCAUGUAUGGAUAUAAAUGUGAAAUAAAAAGUAAUCGUUUUAAGUGUAAUAUAAAUAUACGUUAUAGAAAAAAUAAUUGAUACCUAUAGAGUAUAGGUACACCAUGUGUCAUUAUGAUCAUUAGAAUUUUCGUGAUUCGUGUGUAAUAUUUUUAAUUUUUUAAGUGAGGUACGUGUAUAAACUACUUAGUUCGCCUACUGGUUUACUUUAAUAUAUACAUUCUUUCAUUGAUAUAAAGAGUAUCCGAGUAGAUACCAGUGGCGUAACAAAAAAAAAUUGGGCCCCCCGCAAAAAGAAAAAUAGGCCCCUAAAAUAAUGUUAUACCAAAUAUAACCCUGUAACCAAAAGUCCCAAAUUAUCGUACCCCCUCCUCCCGCAACGCGUAGUCUGCGGGCCCUCAGUUACGCCAUUGGUAGAUACAUGUAUUAUCUAUAUUUGUGUAAUUAUAUACGUGUAUUAUUUACAUUCGUGGUUUUACCAACCCUGUAGUUAAAUGAAACAUGUAAAACAGCUAUAAUCUAACGUAUUCCAUUUAUGACAGAUCAAUUUUCUUAACAAAAGAAAAAAAAUAUCAAACAAAGAAAAUUGUUCAUAAUCAAAUUUUUAAUCGAUAUUUAACCUUACAAAAAAGUUUCUUUUUUAAAUCUAAAAUUAACAAGUUAUCAACAAAAAAACUCCAUCGUUUUAUUUAUUCUGCAGUUAGGUAUAGAAUAAAAGUAAUAAAAUAUAAGAUAUAAUAAAAGUCUCUUUCAUUUUUCUAUCAUGGCCAAGGUACGUACUUCAAUCAGUAUUUGGCUUUCGUUAUUCGGCGUAAACAUUCCGAAUAUACUAUUUUAAGUAGAUAUUAUUGUGUAUUUUUCUGUUUUCGUGAACGAGUAAAUAGCCAGAGGCUGGAUAUUUAAAAACGCUCAAAAAUAAAUAAUAAUACUCUGAUACACGGCAAACAAACAUUCCUCACUUCCUAACUCCAAUACAUACAUACAUAAUAAUAUGUAUAGUAUAUGUAUUACCUACUGCCCUACUAUUUAGAUAUUGCUUGGUGCUUUAGUAGAAUUAAUUAAUUGUUUGAGCGGAUGUAAGCAUUUACAAUUGAAAUGGAACAUUACGCCAUCAUAAGAUGACGUAUUUUUUUAUCAGUAAAUCUUCUAUAAUUUUAUCUUCGGUAUCCUUAUAAUAUUAUGUAUAUUCUAUAUCAUAGUUACCUACCAAUUUGUAUUGUGUAAAAAUAUUAUUUUUAAUUUUAUUUUUAAGUACCUAUUGUAAUUACUAAUUACCAAUUUACAUAAUUAUAUAACAUAUUAUGUUUAUAAGUGUCACUAGAUGUUAAGUUGUGAAUAUGCGUUUUUUCAAUUAGAAUUAUAGUAUUAUAGUGUGUAGGUAUGUAAGAUUAAAAAUAACGUAAAUAUUUAUACUUAUUAUGUCUGGAUGAUUUCCCUCAAAACCACAGCAUUUGAUGUAAAAAAAUUUAAUGGCCCAUAUUUUAUUGGUAAUAAAUUACCAGUAGAAUAUUUUUAUUUACCCUUGUUAGUUAUUUCAAUUUUAAUGAAUUAUAUAAAUAAUUACGUACUAUCAAUAACUAUGCAUACCUAUAGUACCUAAUACUCGUAUUAUAAUAUAGAAUCAUUUAUCCUGUAAACCGAAUAUAAUAAAAUACAUGUUUUGUUGUUCCUAUAAUAUA
Molecule: messenger RNA, 4906 nt
Organism: Aphis gossypii (cotton aphid)
Lineage: Eukaryota; Metazoa; Arthropoda; Insecta; Hemiptera; Aphididae
Gene: Invadolysin
Product: leishmanolysin-like peptidase
Exons: 11
Coding region: 255-2243 (662 amino acids)
Biological process (GO): proteolysis; cell adhesion
Cellular component (GO): cytoplasm; membrane
Molecular function (GO): metalloendopeptidase activity
Source: RefSeq, a predicted model, not a curated record